UCAUUUCAACGUGUUUAUUUUAGGUUAGAUAGAAAAAAAUUAUGUAUAAUAUUAUGUUCUAAUUCAUUAAUUAUUAUUGUUAUAUCAGUUUUUUAUACACAUGUUAUGGAUUUUGCUCGAAAGCAACUAGAAAAAUACGGCUGGACAGAUGGCAAAGGUCUUGGAAAAAAGGAAAAUGGUAUAUCCGAACCGUUAAAACCUAAGUUAAAGCGAAGUGUAGCUGGUAUAGGAUACGAUGCCGCCGCAGACUUCACGGAACACUGGUGGAGCGCCUUGUAUGAUAAGGCAGCUAGCAAUUAUCAGGUUGAAGAGGAAAAUGGUAAAACAAAGAAGAUGAAAAGAAUAGAAGACAAAGAAUUCGUAAUCACAAACAGCACUUGGCGAUUGAAGAAGAAAAACAAUCAUAAUGACACAGAGGAAUAUUCUGACUUCUUUGUUAAGAAAGCUGUAUUAGGUAGUGGUGGGUCAAAGACUACGAAAGUCAAUGAGUCUGAUUCAGAUGAGGAGUCCAGUGCUAAAGAUGUGAAAUUGACUGAUGAAGAAUUGUUUGCGGCUUGCCAGGGCAGGACAGCACAUAAAGGUGCACGGCAUGGUCUUAGAGCGUUGGGCAAACUAGCAAGAAUAGAGCAACAGGAACAACUACUAUUACAACAAACGAAAUAUAAUACAUUUCUUGCCAAGAAAACCAAUAGUACUGACGACACUCAAGUCAUCGAAGACACAAGUUUAAAUGAAGAAGUUAAACCAAACAAGAAGAAAAAGAAAAAGAGAAAACGUUGCAAGAGCAAUGAGAAUGAAUGUACUAAUAAUGUUAUUAUAGAAGCUUCUGAUAAAGAGCCUGACGAAAGAAUAAAUCAUGAUACAGUUGAUGGAAAAGAAGAUACAGAGGAGCAAAUUUUAAAAAAGAAAUCCAAAAAGUCAAAGAAAAAAUUAUGUGAAGAUAUUGUUGAAGAUUCCGAUGUCAAAUUAUCUAAGAAAAAGCGUAAACUAAGUACAAACAAUAGUGCCUUAAAUGAAGAUGAACCGGAAAUCGAUCUAGAAAUAGAAGAAACAGAAAGUAGUUUAUCUAAAAAGAAAAAAAAACGCAAUAAGUGAGAUUAGCAUAAUUGUAUUUUUUUGAAGAAUUUUGUAUAUCUAUUAUUUGAAUACAUUGUUAUGU
This is a messenger RNA of Vanessa atalanta (red admiral), 1159 nucleotides long. Its product is annotated as G patch domain-containing protein 4. The record is from RefSeq and is a predicted model, not a curated record. The transcript has 4 exons. Lineage: Eukaryota; Metazoa; Arthropoda; Insecta; Lepidoptera; Nymphalidae. Gene Ontology annotation, biological process: regulation of ribosome biogenesis. Gene Ontology annotation, molecular function: nucleic acid binding. The coding region runs from base 106 to 1095 and encodes 329 amino acids. Gene Ontology annotation, cellular component: nucleolus.